Molecule: messenger RNA, 3027 nt
Organism: Exophiala spinifera
Lineage: Eukaryota; Fungi; Ascomycota; Eurotiomycetes; Chaetothyriales; Herpotrichiellaceae
Product: isoleucine-tRNA ligase
Exons: 1
Coding region: 1-3027 (1008 amino acids)
Biological process (GO): isoleucyl-tRNA aminoacylation
Cellular component (GO): cytosol
Molecular function (GO): tRNA binding; ATP binding; isoleucine-tRNA ligase activity
Source: RefSeq, a predicted model, not a curated record
AUGACCCAAGUAGCUAAAGAUGCGGCCAGAUUUCUGAAGAGCACUCUACGCCUGCCUUCGUCGACAUUUCCACCUCGACCUCGUCCUGCGGACAUCGCCAAAUACCUUCCAAAAUGCACAGAUGAGCUCUAUGCCUGGCAGCGCCGCGAGAGGCCUGCUUCCAACACGUUCGUGCUGCACGAUGGACCGCCCUAUGCGAACGGCGAUCUGCAUGUCGGACACGCGCUCAACAAGAUCAUAAAGGAUAUAAUCUGUCGGUCCCGGCUGGCAGAGGGCAAAAGAAUAGACUAUGUUCCUGGAUGGGACUGCCAUGGCCUGCCGAUUGAGCUCAAAGCGCUGGAGCACCAUGGCUGGGCGCGGGGACAAGGUGUUGAUCCAGUGGCGAUACGCAAAGCGGCGCGCAAGUUUGCCUACAAGACGGUUGAAAGGCAGAUGGCCGGAUUUCGGUCCUGGGGCGUGAUGGGCGACUGGGGGAACCACUGGCUGACAAUGCAGAAAGACUUCGAGCUGAGACAGCUGUCUGUCUUCCAGACGAUGGCAGAGCAUGGCUUGAUCUAUCGCAAGAACAAACCCGUCUACUGGUCGCCGUCGUCUGGAACGGCUCUCGCGGAGGCAGAGCUCGAGUAUCAGGAAGACCAUGUGUCCAAUGCCGCUCUAGUCAAGUUCCAGUUGAAUGGGGGAAUUGGUUCUGUGGUUGAGCCCGUUUACGCAUUGGUCUGGACCACCACCCCUUGGACCCUACCGGCAAACCAAGCCAUCGCGAUUCACUCAGGACUACAGUACUCCCUGGUCAGGUUGGGCCGGCAUGGUUUGGUAAUAGUAGCCCGGUCAAGGUUACCAUAUCUCGAAGAAACAACUGGAGAACAGGCUGAAAUUGUGAUGGAGGACAUCCCUACGGGUGAAGUCCUGCAAAGCACUUACUCUGGCAUUCAACAGCUAGCAACUGGCCCGGAAACGAGACCGAUCAUACACGCAGACUUUGUCUCUGCUGACAGUGGCACUGGCCUUGUUCAUUGCGCACCAGGUCAUGGUAUGGAAGAUUACGAGGCCUUGCAACCUCUGAUCAAAAGCGGCAUCGUAUCUGUAAAAGCACCGGUCGACAAUAGCGGCCGCUUCGACGAUAGUGCGUCUCCGAGUAAUCCCAGCAUGCUUGCAGGAAAGUAUGUCUUUAAGGAAGGGAACCAGGCCGUACUGGAAAUGUUGAAAACAGAGAAUCUUCUCGUGCACCAGCACAGCUACAAGCACAAGUACCCCAUUGACUGGAGGACCAAGGAGCCUGUCAUCAUUCGUGCAACUGCACAAUGGUUUGCCGAUAUUUCCAAGAUCCGAGCCGACACCCUGAGCGCUCUGGACAGUGUGAAAUUCUUGCCUGAAACGGGAAGAAGUCGCCUUCGGAGUUUCGUCGAGAACAGAAGCGAGUGGUGCAUAUCUCGUCAGCGUGCUUGGGGAGUGCCUAUUCCUGCAAUCUACCACAAAGUCACGGGCGAGGCGGUUCUGACACCAGAAAGCGUCACACACAUCACCAAUGUUAUCAACGAACGGGGUAUCGACGCCUGGUGGUCGGACGCACCCGAUGACCCAGCGUGGAUUAGCCCUAGCCUUGCAUCCGACACCUCAGGCUUCGUCCGUGGCACGGACACGAUGGACGUUUGGUUCGACAGUGGCACCAGCUGGAUGUAUAUGCUCAAAGAUCAAGACGAUUCCCAGCCUCAGUCCAGACCGCUAGCUGAUGUGUACGUCGAAGGCACCGAUCAGCACCGAGGCUGGUUCCAGUCAAGCUUGCUCACCAACAUUUCCUAUCAGAAGUCUAUACAUCCGGAUGCUUCUUCGUCCUACGCGCCGUUCCGCAUCCUCGCCACGCAUGGUUUCACGCUCGAUGCACACGGGAAAAAGAUGAGCAAGUCUCUCGGCAAUGUGAUUGCACCCGACCAGAUCAUCACUGGCAUCGAGCCAGUUCUUAAGCCAACAGCUGCAAAGAAGCAGAAACGAGAGAACCACCCCCUGGGACCGGAUGCACUGCGGUUGUGGGUGGCCAGUAGUGAAUGGACGAAAGAUGUGGUCAUCAGCGAGAAGGUGGUUUCAGCGGUGCACAACGCACUUGACAAGUACCGGCUUACCUUCAAGAUGUUGUUAGGCAUGCUGGCAGACUUUGACCCGUCUAUGGCAGUUUCUUACGAUCAGAUGUCACGACUCGACCAGAUCGCCAUGCACCAUUUAUACUCUGCAAGCACGGCAGUGCGAAGGGCAUUCAGCGAUUUGGAAUUUCAUAAGGCGGAAUCCAGCAUCUAUCGCUGGGUUGCGAUGGACUUGUCGAGUUUCUACUUUGAGGCGAUCAAGGAUACAAUUUAUUGCGACAAGCCGAACAGCGAGCGGAGAUUAAGCGCCCAGACAGCUCUGCAUCAUAUUUUCUGUCAGUUGCAAGAAAUGUUAAGUCCGAUCACUCCGUUGCUCGUCGAGGAGACUUGGGCAUAUUCCCCAGAAGCGUACAAGACAGGUGUGCAGCAUCCACUGAAAAGGGUAUGGGAGAAUCUACCGUCAACGUGGUAUGAUCCACGUCUUCAGAGGACGCUCCCAUCACUCAUGGCCAUCAAAUCAAGUGUGAACGGGGCGCAAGAAGCCGCCAGAACGAGCAAACUGAUGGGACAGUCAUUAGCGUCAGAUGUCACGCUCUACCUCUCAAGCGCCGUGGACGUGUCCAGCAUUCCGGAGGAGACAUGGAAGGAGAUUUUGGUUGUGUCCGGGUUUCACAUCUGUAGAGAUGGGGAGCAACCCGGGAAUGUGGAGGAUCUGAAUAUGCAGGAUGGGAGCGCAUGGGCAAGGGCAAGUGAGAUUGUUUCGACUGGUGGAGAGAAGCUGGGGGUUGCUCUUGUUCAGAGCCCUCAAAAGGACAAAUGCUCAAGAUGUUGGAAGUAUGUGGUGGAAUCCGAGGAGCCAGCAACAACGUCGGACUCAGCUGAGUUGGAGACCAUGGGAGAGCCUCCUCUUUGUGAACGAUGUACAGAUGCUGUUGCUGCAUUUCGCAAAUGA